Nymphaea colorata (pocket water lily) is the source of this 1223-nucleotide messenger RNA. RefSeq names its product cinnamoyl-CoA reductase 1-like. The transcript has 6 exons. The record is from RefSeq and is a predicted model, not a curated record. Bases 69 to 1079 code for a protein of 336 amino acids. NCBI's taxonomy places the organism in Eukaryota, Viridiplantae, Streptophyta, Magnoliopsida, Nymphaeales, Nymphaeaceae. Gene Ontology annotation, molecular function: oxidoreductase activity, acting on the CH-OH group of donors, NAD or NADP as acceptor.
AAGAAAGUAGCGUGGGGAAGGGCAGGAGAGGGCAAGCAAAGCCGGUACCACAGUACGCCUUGCUAUCAAUGGAGGACUCGGAAGAGAAGGAGGUGGUGGGCGGUGGUGGCGGCCGCUUUAGCGGAGGAGGGACGGGGGUGGUGUGUGUGACGGGUGCCGGUGGAUUCUUGGGGUCAUGGCUGGUGAAGACCCUUCUCUCCAAGGGGUACACCGUCAGGGGUACAGUCAGAGACCCAGAUGAUAAGAAAAAUGAGCAUUUGAAGACCUUAGAGAACGCUCCUGAGAAACUGCAGCUUUUCAAGGCAGACCUACUAGACUAUGAUGGCUUGUAUUCUGCUAUCGUUGGAUGUGAUGGAGUAUUCCAUGUUGCUAGUCCACUUCCGACGCAUGCUGUGGUUGAUCCUGAGAAGGAGGUGGUUGACCCGGCUGUGGAAGGUACAAUGAAUGUCCUUAAGGCAUCAUCAGAAGAAAGGGUUAAAAGGGUUGUCCUUGUUUCAACUGGUGCAACUAUCACAAUGAGUCCAAAUCCACCGGAUGAUAAUUUCUAUGACGAAAGAUUUUGGUCUGACAUUGAAUACCUCAGGGCAAAGGAGAAUUGGUAUCCCCUUUCAAAAACAAUGGCAGAACAGCAUGCUUGGGAAUAUGCUAAGGAGAGUGGCUUGGACCUGGUAACUCUUUGUCCAACUAUGAAUCUGGGCCCAAUGUUGCAGGGGAAUGUGAAUGGCAGCAGCAUGUUUCUUAUUAAACUAUUGAAAGGAGAGAAAGAGACCAUUCAAAAUGUCAUUCAUGUAAUUGUGGAUGUUCGAGAUGUGGCAGAGGCAUUAGUUCUGGUAUAUGAAAAUUCAGAGGCUUCUGGACGCUAUAUAUGCAAUGCACAUCAUAUCAGAGCACGUGAUUUGGUGGAAAUUUUGAAGCGCUUGUACCCUCAUUAUAAUUAUCCGAAGCAGUUUAUCGAUGUGGCACAUGAUAAGCAUGUCUCUCCAAAGAAAUUGCAGAGUCUGGGCUGGAGUUUCAGGCCUCUAGAAGAAACACUUGCUGAUGCUGUACAAUGCUUUUGUGAGCGUGAUCUUCUUGGGUGACUCUUGUCUCUGUGUCUUUGGCAUGUAUUUUAGCAACUUUUGUCAUGUCCUUUCUAGUAAUGGUUGCCAGAUUCUUUUCAUUGUUGGGCAUUGGCUAUUAAACAAUGAUUCAUAUAAAGCUGGCUUUUGUCCGUUUUGUUGUCA